UUAUCCACAUAUGGUCAUUAAUAUAUAAGGUUAAUAAAAUAGUUUGGUUAUACUAAGCGUUAGGAAUUAUAGCACUAUUUAUAAGUAACAUAGGUGCUCAUAUCAGGAUCUUAGAUAACAGCAUUUGCUUAUAGUUUAUUUUGGUAAAUGAUAAUUUUCAUCAUAUGUUCUUGAACGAACAUUCCAUGUCAGAUGGUCAACGUGAUCCAUUUCUGCUUUGAUUAUUUUAUUCUUGUUCGUCUACGUUAAGAAAUGUUCGAAGGGAGGAAGAUAUUCGGAAGAGGUGCGACCGGAAGGAUGGGGAGGUAUUGCGGAAGUAUACCGAAGAAGUGGAAAAUGGAUCCUCCGAUCACUGCUACCAACCUCUCCCUUCAUGAGAGGUUCUCGGUAUUUUCGGGCAGUUCAAGAACCCAAUACAACUGCCGUCCUCUGAAUAACAAACAGCUGUUGCUUAGACUGUCCAAAGAGUUCGUUUGCGGAAAGGCUUUCAGUUCUGGGAGGUUGAGGUUAGCAGGGUCGCCAGCUCUGGAUAAUUGGAGGUUAAUGAAGUUGUUAGCUCUGGGCGAGGAGAUGCGGAUCAGGAACCGAAGAAGGGAAGAUGGAAAUGUGGGAACAGUAAAUGGAUAAUAAUAAAGAUGUAAAUAAAAAUAUUAUUUGUA
Nezara viridula (southern green stink bug) is the source of this 659-nucleotide messenger RNA. The record is from the annotation of a GenBank genome assembly. Lineage: Eukaryota; Metazoa; Arthropoda; Insecta; Hemiptera; Pentatomidae.